AUGUACUCUGCUCGUUCGGGCUCGACUUCGAGCGCCAACACCUCUUCCGCAUUGCGCUCGCCUCAAGCGCCUACUGCCUGGGAUCAUGCGGCCCGCGUGAGAGCGUCGGAACCGCCGCGACGCGCCGAGACGCAGCCAAGUCCGCAGGCCGAGGCGUGGACGGAGGAGCUUCAGCGCAGCCACACGAUUGCGCACCGAGGAGCUGCAGCAUGGCCUCCCACUGCGCCCAUCUCUGCGCCCGCAGCGUCGCAGCGCGCAGCGCAGACGCCGGCGGCCGCACAGCCUGCGCAGGGCAACAAGCCCGCCCUGCGUUCGGCCGUGUCGUACUCCUCCGUCGGCACUGGCGCCGCGCCCAGUGCGCGCACUCUCGGCCUCGGAGCUGCCUCGGUGCCAGCCGCUGGGCGCGCGGCGCCGUUGCGUGUCGACACGCGCACUGGGCCCUCGGCGGCCGAGGAGCUUCUCUCUCAAGGCAUCACGCACCACGAGACGGGCGAGCUGGCGCGCUCGGCGUACUACUUUGAGCGCUCGGCGCGCGUCGAUGGCGGCUGUGUGGUGGGCAUGUGCAUGUGGGGCAUGGCGCUGCGAGAGGGGUGGGGCGCGCGAAAGGAUCCCAAGAGAGGCUUUGAGUGGAUCUCGAGGGCGGCCGCUAGAGCGGGCGAGAUGAUGAGUGGAGAGGGCAAGAAGAGCGAGGGGGAAUUGCGCGCGAUUCGAUCGGAGCUCAAGCUGUCAGUGUAUGAGCUCGGCAAGUGCUUCUGCUACGGCUGGGGCGUCAAGAUGGACAAGCGCAUGGCACUCGAGUACUUCGAGCUCGCCGCCAAGCUGGGCGAUGCCGAUGCGCAGGCCGAAGCUGCCGCGCUCCUGGCCGCCGGCAAGGGCGGCUGCAAGAAGGACCUGAAGCGCGCGGCGCAGUACUAUCGCAUGGCCGAGGCGCAGGGCUACGACACUGUCGGGCUGUCGUGGAUCCACAAGGACAAGUAUUCGUAG
Molecule: messenger RNA, 984 nt
Organism: Tilletiopsis washingtonensis
Lineage: Eukaryota; Fungi; Basidiomycota; Exobasidiomycetes; Entylomatales
Exons: 3
Coding region: 1-984 (327 amino acids)
Molecular function (GO): protein binding
Source: RefSeq, a predicted model, not a curated record